This is a messenger RNA of Macadamia integrifolia, 3066 nucleotides long. RefSeq names its product pentatricopeptide repeat-containing protein At5g55740, chloroplastic. Gene Ontology annotation, molecular function: RNA binding; protein binding. The coding region runs from base 142 to 2697 and encodes 851 amino acids. NCBI's taxonomy places the organism in Eukaryota, Viridiplantae, Streptophyta, Magnoliopsida, Proteales, Proteaceae. The transcript has a single exon. Gene Ontology annotation, biological process: RNA modification. The record is from RefSeq and is a predicted model, not a curated record.
CCCUACGGGGAGGCCCAGAAAACUUGCAGAAAAGAUCUCUCAAAUUUUCAACUUCGUUACAUGACGAGAAUGCCCUUCAUUUUUUUGUGAGGACAAGAAUGGUGACAAUGUCCUCGACUCCUCGUCCUCUGUUCCUCUUGUAUGGCUUCUCUUCCUCUUCCUGCUCUGUCAAAUCCUCAUUUCUCUCACUUCAAAUCUACCCAUACCAGGAAAUCCCUCAAUCUCGCCAAAACCCAUAUCCUCAAUCUCCAUGAAAGUGAGAAAACAUCUCAGAUUCCAUACAAAUCUUACUUUCACAACAUCUCUUCUCUCUGCAAAGAAUGCCGAAUUCAUGAAGCCUUUGCCGCUCUCACUGAAAUGGAAUCAGAAAAUCUCCCCAUCGGACCUGAAAUUUACGGGGAACUCCUUCAGGGUUGCGUGUACGAACGAGCUCUCUUCACAGGUCAGCAAAUUCACUCUCGUCUCAUUAAAAAUGGUGACUUCUUCUCCAAGAACGAGUACAUUGAAACCAAAUUGGUAGUUUUCUACGCAAAAUGUCUACUUUCAGACUUUGCCACUGACUUGUUUCUCAGAGCCCGCAAACAGAAUGUUUUCUGCUGGGCUGCCAUAAUUGGUUUGCACUGUGGAGUUGGUUCUUACCAAGAAGCUAUAUUUGGUUUCUGCCAAAUGCUUCACAAUGGGGUUUCCCCUGACAAUUUCGUUGUCCCGAAUGCCCUGAAAGCUUGUUCUGCUUUACAGUUGAUUGGUUUUGGAAAAGGGGUACACGGGUAUGUUUUGAAGAUGGGUUUAGAUUACUGUGUCUUUGUGGAAAGUAGUCUGAUAGACAUGUAUGGCAAAUGUGGGGUCUUGGAGGAUGCUAGAAAGGUAUUCGAUGCCAUGUCUGAGAGGAAUGCUGUUGCUUGGAAUUCUAUGAUUGUGGGCUAUGUCCAAAAUGGGAUGAAUGGGGAAACAUUGAAGGUCUUUAAUGAGAUGAGAUUGCAAGGCAUCGACCCAACUCGAGUAACUAUUUCAAGCUUCCUUACUGCGUCAGCAAAUUUAGAAGCUCUUAUUGAAGGUAGACAAGCCCAUGCCAUUGCAGCUUUAAGUGGAUUGGAGUUGGAUAAUAUCUUGGGCACAUCUCUAAUAAACUUCUAUUCAAAAGUUGGUUCAUUCAAAGAUGCUGAGAUAAUUUUCAGUAGGAUGGUUCAGAAAGACGUGGUGACCUGGAAUUUGCUAAUUUCCAGUUAUGUGCAAGAUCGGCAGGUAGACAAGGCCCUUGAUAUGUGCUGUAAGAUGAGACUGGAGAACUUGAGGUUUGAUUCUGUGACUCUAACAUCUGUGCUGUCUGCUUCUGUUGAUUUAAGAAACUUGGAGCUUGGUAAGGCAGCUCACUGUUACUGCAUCAGGAACAACCUAGAAUCUGAUAUGGUUGUCGCGAGUAGCAUUGUGGAUAUGUAUGCCAAGUGUCAGAGGAUUGGCGAUGCUAGACAGGUCUUCGACACCACGACACAGAGAGAUAUGGUCUUGUGGAAUACAUUGAUUUCUGCCUAUGCAGAGGUAGGUCUAAUUGGUGAGACCCUGAAAGUGUUUUAUCAGAUGCAAUUUGAAGGUGUGCCCCCAAAUUUGGCAUCAUGGAAUUCAGUUAUUCUGGGAUUUCUGAGAAAUGGCCAAGUAGAUGAGGCCAAAGACAUGUUCUCAGAGAUGAGGUCUACUGGCAUGCUGCCCAACUUGAUCACUUGGACUACUCUCAUCUCUGGUUUAGCCCAAAACGGACAUUGGAAUGACGCAAUCCUAUUUUUCCAGGAAAUGCAAUCGGUGGGUAUCCAACCCAAUACUGUGAGUAUCAUCUGCAUGCUAUCAACUUGCACAGAUAUAGUGUCAUUAAGGUAUGGAAGAACUAUUCAUGGUUACAUUCAAAGGCAUGAGCUCUCCUCAUGCAUAUCCAUUGCAACCUCUCUUGUGGACAUGUAUGCUAAAUGUGGAAGUAUAAAUCUAGCCAAGAGGGUUUUCGAUACAAUCUUAAGAAAGGAGUUGGCUUGCUACAACGCAAUGAUCUCAGCGUAUGCUUUACAUGGCCAAGCUGCAGAAGCUCUUGCUCUCUUUAAAAAGCUGCAGGAGGAAGAGCUGGAACCAGAUGGGAUCACCUUCACUGGUGUUUUAUCAGCAUGUAGCCAUGCUGGGAUGGUGGAUAAAGGUCUUCAGAUUUUUGCUGAUAUGCUGCCUGUAUACCAUGUGAUGCCAAGUAUUCAGCACUAUGGUUGUGUGGUUAGUCUUCUCUCUCAGAGUGGUAGUUUAGAAGAAGCUCUAAGGCUCAUCUUUGCAAUGCCAUUUGAUCUUGAUGCCAAGAUAUUAGGAUCACUUCUUUUUGCUUGUACAGAACACCAUGAACAUAAACUCGGGGAAUAUUUUUCCAGACGCUUAUUUGAACUGGAACCAGAUAAUUCAGGAAACUAUGUGGCGCUUUCCAACAUAUAUGCAACUGCAGGAUAUUGGGAUAAGGUAUCAACAUUGAGAGAUUCAAUGAAAGAGAAAGGAUUGAGAAAGAACCCUGGCUGCAGCUGGAUUCAAAUUGGAAGUGAAAUCCAUGUGUUUAUCGCUGGUGAUGGAUCACACCCACAAAGAAAGGUUAUUUAUGAGACAUUAGCUUGGUUGGAUGGAGAAAUUAAGUUAAUGGGCUGUACUCCAAUGGGUAACAAAGCUGAAGUUCCCCCUUUUUGAGCAUUUCAUUUGAUUAGGAAAUCAGGCUACUGAAUUUAGUUGAGAGCAUCUGUAGAUAGACAUGCUAACCAAGAUGAGGCUUAAAUGCAAGGAAGAAUGCAGCUAUGACACUGGUGGCUUGUUUGACAUGGAGAAACAUAGGCAGAGCUAUUAAGUGCAAAUUUUGAGGCAUUUACAAAGUUCUUUUUGUACCAAUUAAAGGGUGAAUGUUUUAUAUCAAUGUCCUCUUGCCUCAGCUCUUUAGCUUUGUGCAAGUAGAGGGGUCCUACUGAAAACUCUCUAAAGAAGACACAUUCAAUCCAUGUAACUGAAAGGAGUAAAAGCUUCUUGAAAUCAAUGAAAGCAGCUUAUGGUAAGCCUUUUGCAACA